Molecule: messenger RNA, 885 nt
Organism: Penicillium cinerascens
Lineage: Eukaryota; Fungi; Ascomycota; Eurotiomycetes; Eurotiales; Aspergillaceae
Product: thioesterase family protein
Exons: 1
Coding region: 1-885 (294 amino acids)
Biological process (GO): acyl-CoA metabolic process; fatty acid catabolic process
Cellular component (GO): peroxisomal matrix
Molecular function (GO): fatty acyl-CoA hydrolase activity
Source: RefSeq, a predicted model, not a curated record
AUGGGUAAUACUGCACCUAUCGCAUAUGGAGGCUAUGCCCUCGUAUUCGGAAUUCAUGCCGCGUAUCAGGCAGCCCUAGACGGAUUCCAUCUCUACUCAGCCCUCGGGCACUACUUGCACGCAGCCAACACGGAGGAAAAGCUUGUCUGCACGCCUGUACAACUUCGGAGUACAAAAUCCCUCGCAACUUUUCGCGUUACUGUGAAACAAAAGGUUCCGUCUUCUGGCCUCUUACGGUCAUGUGUGGAACUCCAAGUUGACUUCCACAAAUUCGAAAAAUCUGUUCUUUAUCACUCAGCCUUUCCCACGCGAAAUUAUACUCAUUGGAAAUACUGCCUUCCCAUGGAUGAGCUGUGCGAGCAGAGGGCUAAAUCCGCUACAAUCUCGGACGAUCAAUUGACAACAUUCAACAAACUCUUCGGUCUUUCUAAGAAUUUCUACGAAGGUCGUCUGUGCCUCGAGGGCGUCACCUCUCAGAAUGUCCUGGGUGUCACUAAGAACGUCUUGCUUGAUCAGGAUCAUCUGCAUCCAACGCAAAGGACCUCUGGAGAUUGGGUGCGCGUGAAACACCCUCUGGGCACUGAAGGAGAGCGAUUGGCUAGCUUGGCCUUCAUAAUGGAUGGUAUUUUGUCUUUCUUACCUCUGUGUCACAACCAUUUGUUUUUUGAGGAUGUCGGAGCCUGUUCAAGCUUGGACUUUGCGCUACGAGUAUUUGUGCCCCUGCCCCAACUAAACGAAUGGCAUCUGAGGGAGGCCAUUAAUCACCAUGCUGGGUCUGGCCGAUCAUACAGCGGGAGUAAUCUUUGGGACGAGGAAGGAAAUUUGAUAGCCAGCAUGACCCAGCAGUGCAUUUUGCGCAUGCCCGAUGUUGCCGCAAGAAUUUGA